Molecule: messenger RNA, 1963 nt
Organism: Betta splendens (Siamese fighting fish)
Lineage: Eukaryota; Metazoa; Chordata; Actinopteri; Anabantiformes; Osphronemidae
Exons: 3
Coding region: 292-1704 (470 amino acids)
Molecular function (GO): RNA binding
Source: RefSeq, a predicted model, not a curated record
AUGAGGCAACUCUUCAGAAAGCGUUGCCCUGUACUUUGUAGCUGUGCCUUCGGGGCAUUGCAGGGAUAUUUGCUCUGCUCACUAGCCUCAUUUCCAGUUGCAUAAAUUUGCCAUUUUGCGCAAAAAACCUCAUUAGUUCGUCAGCGUCGUGAAGGGACACAGCGACACACAGCGGCCGAAGUCGUCACUGCAACGUGGCCCACACGACGCGGCGCAGAGUGAAAGCGAAACCAGCGCCGGAUAACUGUUCGCGUGGCAACGAGCGCGUUCGCUUUGGAAAACGCGCGUGCAAUGGACGCGCGCAGGACCGUGGUGGUGUCCGGCGUCCCCGACCUGCUGCCCGGCCACAGGAUGCGGGACAAGCUGACGGUCCACUUCCAGAGCCGCCGGCGCAGCCGCGGGGGCGACGUCGACGCGGUGGAGUUUCCCACGGACGUGCGUGGGCUCGCGUUCGUCACCUUCGACCGCGCUGCAGACGCGGAGGCGGUGGCGCUGAAGGAGCAGCAGAUCCUGACGGACGCCGCGUUUCCUGAGGAACACGCCCUCACCGUGUUCCCCUUCACCACGGAUGUGUUCUUCUACGUCUCCGGCGCCACCGUGGAUCUCUCCAUGUUCGACGGGGACCAGGCGUCGCUGAUUCAGAGUCUGCGGUCCGCUCACAGGUCGCUGCGGUUCCAGGUUCUGCCCCGUGAGAGGAAAGCCCUCGUUGAGGGGCCUUUCUCUGCCAUCAGGGCCCUGAGAGCGGACCUCGUGAGCAGAACCGGCCGGCUUAAACCCAGUGUCAAACCUGGAGCGUUGCCUCCUAAUCCCAGGGUAAUAUCUCAUCACCAGUCCGUCGGGCCCGUGAGCCGCAGCGAUUCUGGCGCUAGGCGGGAACCGGGGGGCUCAAACGGCUUAUCGGCGCCGCUGCAGAGCGCAGGUGAGCGGAGCGAAGUCCAAAGCCGGCGCUCACAGGCAAAAAGUCCAACCUCUGCCAGACAGAGCGCGCACAGCUUCUAUGACACAGGCUCUGAGGCAGAGGAGGCGCCGAAGGCUGGGUCCCGGCCCAGACUGACCUCGGGACGCGGCGCCGGGCCAGCACAGGCCGCAGCCACGCGGCGGUACCGAGAGGCGGAGGACGGGCCAAAGCGGCCACCGGUGGACGGCGCCGUUCAGAAACACACCCCAGCAGACUGGGCUCCAGCCACUAAGACCAGAACCCGCCUGGACUGGCCUGGACCCGAGAGCCCACUGAAAGAGGUGUCAUCGUCCUACGCGUAUGAGGACCAUCCACAGGAUACUUGCAUCUGGGUUGACUCAUAUAUUUUCAGGUAUAUAGAAAAAUUUGAUAAACAAUACAAAAAAUACCUAAGAGGUCUAAGUGCAUCAGUCGAGGAAGCUGAAGGGUCCGAUCUGGUUCAAAUACGUUUGGCUGGGACGGAUCCCUGUGAGGGCCCGGCCCGGGUCCAGGAGGCCUUGGCCAGGCUGAACUCUUUGGUGGAGCUCUGGCAGUGGAAGUUGAGGGUCUACGAGAUAUGUUACAACAACAAGAAGCAUCCGAAAGAGAAAGUGAUGCACAUCUGUAAUGAUGUGGAAGUGAGAAACAAAUAUGACAACGUUCUUUACAUGGUUGACGAGACGAAGGUGAAGAUUGUCGGCUCUUUAUCAUGCAGUUACCUUUUUUAUUUCACAGUGAAGCAAAGACUAGAGUGCGAUUCAAUUUGAAAUAGAUGUAGUUCUCUUGGUGUCCACAGGGUGGCGCAGGUUUUCAGAAAACCGGCUGCAUUGGUGUAUCGUCAAAUUUAGCGUACGUACCUGUAUUUUAUUGGUUAGUAGGCUUAUUAAAGCCGCAGUGGCGAAUGUUAUUGCAUCUGAUCUCUCUGAAAAGAGUAGUAAAAGAAAAAGUAUUCUAUGCUUCUGUUUUGCCUCUAUAUAAGGUAUUUGUUUAAUUUGUACCUGACAAUAAUAACAAAUUCUGAUCUUU